Zingiber officinale is the source of this 1110-nucleotide messenger RNA. RefSeq lists its product as uncharacterized. NCBI's taxonomy places the organism in Eukaryota, Viridiplantae, Streptophyta, Magnoliopsida, Zingiberales, Zingiberaceae. Bases 43 to 735 code for a protein of 230 amino acids. The record is from RefSeq and is a predicted model, not a curated record. The transcript has 5 exons.
UCAGAUCUACAGCCACCUAAUUCCAUUCAUAAAAGCACAAAAAUGGCUAAACAAAUGAUGGCAAAAAUGUUUACUGAAGAUCAUGAUGCUUAUUUACCAUCAGAUGAUGAAGAGUUAGAGAAAAAUUUUAUUCGUCAGCGUCUAAUAGCACAGAAUAAGGAACCUGCACUUGAUUCCCUCAUAGAUGUUGAGCAUUCCAGAGAGAUUUUUGGUCUUAUCAAGAACAUGAAUGCUGCUCCUGAAACAAAAAAAAGAGUAAAACCAACAUCUCACUUUGGUUUGCUUCUGACUGAAAGUAGCAACAGCUCUUCCAAGUCUUCUUUUCUUGGUCGAAGUACAAGUUCUUCAAUGCAAUAUUCACAUAAGCAAAGUUCGUCUAUUGCUCGGGCAUUCAUUUUUGGUCGUGAUGACAGUAAUAGCCGGAGUAGUCUUCCAGCCUUUGAAAACAUUCAAGAAGAGAAUCAGCUGGAGAAUAAGAAUAAGAAACCUUUUGCAAAGUUCAGUGGCCCGCAAAUGAAAUCAAAUGCUUCUAAAGCAACGACAGAAUCUAGCACAAAUUCAAGUUCUUUGUUUGAAAUCCUGCAACAGUCAUCUAUACAAUUCGACAAACAAUUGGAGAGCAAGAUGAGUGGCGACAAUACAAUCGAAAUCAAAGCGGCCCAACCAUUUUCAGCUUUUAAAAUUCAGAGGAAGUUUUCAAAAGUUUCAGAGAGAAUUAAUAGAUCCCAAGGAUGAAGCGACCUUGCUUACUCUAUCAGUCAAGUGGCCCUAUUGUACUUACCUUAAUGUAAUCUGAAGCCUUUUUAGUCUUGCAUAAUGCAUAGGCUACUUGAUGAGAGUCUCCCAAACAAUGACCGGCAAUUUCUUUUACCAAAGAAAAGGAACACCAAGAAAAUAUACACUGGAGUUUCGGGGACUCUGAAUUGGCACCGCAGAAGGGGCAUUGUUGAAUUUGCUUAUUUGUUUAUUGUGUUGAUUGUGACUAUUUCGUGCUUGUUCUCGGCUGUGCUAGGUAGAGCGCAUUUAAUAUCUGAUUCGAGGCAUUUCAAGUUUUGGGUAAAACAAAUCAUCUGAAUAAUUGCUACUAUCUUGAAUGAGCGGAGUUUGGCU